Molecule: messenger RNA, 480 nt
Organism: Naumovozyma castellii
Lineage: Eukaryota; Fungi; Ascomycota; Saccharomycetes; Saccharomycetales; Saccharomycetaceae
Gene: BTT1
Product: CCR4-NOT core subunit BTT1
Exons: 1
Coding region: 1-480 (159 amino acids)
Source: RefSeq, a predicted model, not a curated record
AUGCCAAUCGAUCAAGAAAAACUAGCCAAAUUACAAAAGUUGUCCAUAAAGAACAAAGUUGGUGGUACUAGAAGAAAACAAACCAAGAAAUCCGGUUCCUCUGCCAAUGCUAACAAGGAUGACACCAAAUUACAAGCUCAAUUAGCUAAAUUACAUGCUGUCACCAUUGACAAUGUUGCUGAAGCCAACUUCUUUAAGGCUGAUGGUAACGUUAUGCAUUUCAACAAGGUUGGUAUCCAAGUUGCCCCACAACACAACACUUCCGUCUUCUACGGGUUACCACAGGAAAAGGGAUUACAAGAAUUAUUCCCUGGUAUUAUCUCCCAAAUGGGACCAGAAUCCAUUCAAGCUUUAACUCAAUUGGCUUCUCAAUUACAAAAGCAAAAGGAAAAGGGUGCUGCCACUGAAGAAGAAGAAAAGAAGGAUGAUGCAAUUCCAGAUUUGGUGGAAGGUCAAACUUUUGAUGAAGAAGUUGAAUAA